UCCGUCCGGAAGCGCUGUGGUACGGCGUGGGUCUGUCGCGCGGGGGAACUGAUCGUGUGCCUAGCGGGGCUGUGUUGGCUUCAGGCGCGCGCAGCGAUGCUUACUCCUGCGUUCGAGCUGACCCAGGACUGCGACUUCCUCACCGUCGCCAUCCGCGUGCCCCACGCGCGCGCCUCUGAGUUCGACGUGUACUUCGAGGGGGUGGACUUCAAGUUCUACGCCAAGCCGUACUUUCUGAGAUUAACUCUGCCUGGAAGGAUUGUGGAAAAUGGAUCUGAGCAGGGGACCUAUGAUGCAGAUAAAGGAAUUUUUACCAUUCGAUUGCCCAAGGAAACUCCUGGCCAACAUUUUGAGGGGCUGAACAUGUUAACUGCUCUUCUGGCCCCGAGAAAAUCCAGGUCUGCCAAGCCACUUGUGGAAGAAAUAGGUGCUUCCGGGGUUGCUGAGGAAGGAGCUGACGACGAGGAUGAAGAGUUUGACUGGGAAAUCGAGCAGACUCCCUAUGAAGAGGUCUCAGAAAGUACUCUGCAAUCACAGUGUCACUAUGGAUUUGGAAACCUGCGGGCCGGUGUGGUUCAGCGGUUACAGGAUGAGCUGAGUGAGGUUAUCGAUAUUAAGGAUCCAGAUUUCACUCCUGUGACUGAACGGAGGCAGAAGCGCCUGGCUGCUGAGUUGGCCAAAUUUGAUCCCGAUCAUUAUCUAGCUGACUUCUUUGAAGACGAGGCAGUUGAGCAGAUUUUGAAGUACAGUCCUUGGUGGAAUGAUGCACAUGCAGAAAUGGUGGCCUCUUUGGGAAAGAACCAAGAGCAAGGGGACUCUGCUGCAUUAGUGUCUUUUUCAGAAGAGGAAAAAUAUCAGCUACGAAAAUUUGUGAAUAAGUCUUACCUGCUAGACAAGACGGCUCACCGUCAAGUGUACUAUGGUUUGGUUGACAUCCUGCUGGCCUAUUGCUAUGAAGUACGUGUCACUGAAGGAGAGCACAGCGUUGAAUCUGCGUGGACCAUCAGAAAGCUGAGUCCAACACUCUGCUGGUUUGAGACCUGGACAGACGUUCAUGAAAUCCUGGUGUCCUUUGGAAGGAGAGUUUUGUGCUAUCCACUUUAUCGUCAUUUCAAGCUGGUGCUGAAAGCCUACCGAGACACUAUAAAGAUACUGCAACUAGGUAAGAGUGCAGUUUUAAAGUGUCUCCUGGAUGUUCACAAAGUCUUUCAGGAAAAUGACCCAGCAUAUAUUCUGAAUGAUCUCUACAUCUCAGACUACUGUGUAUGGAUUCAGAAGGCCAAGUCCAAGAAGUUGGCUGCCCUAACCGAAGCCUUGAAAGCAGUCUCGCUCAGUAAGGCCCAGCUGGGGUUAGAGUUGCCAGAACUGGAAGCCGCCGCACUCCUCGUCCAGGAGGAGGAAGGUGCUGGAAGAGCAGCCCAGUGCAAUCCCUCGCAUCAGGCUCCACACUCCAGUCCCGAGCCCAGUGACUCGGACAGCACCUCAUCCUCUGGCACAGAGGACUCAGCGUCAGAGCAAGAGGAGCCUGCUGGGACCCAGCCCUCCCUGCUCACUUCUCUGCAAGCCCCACUUUUGGAAGAGGACAGUGCCCUGAUCAUCAGGGAGAGUGGGCUCUGCAGAAACAUGGCCAGCCAGGGAUGUGAAGUCAGUCAAGGACAGCCACUGGCCUCCGCCCGGGCUCCUCUCAUAGAGGAGCUGGGAGAUGCGCUGAAGAUGCUUCGGGUUUCCACACCUCACGGUGUCAGUGCUGGGAGCCACGGGAGUGUAGAGGAUGCAGAGGAGAGGGGUCAGGUGCCCUGCGAUUGACUCAAGUGGUGCGCUCAUUACUGGGCACUAGGUCAGCUGUGCUCUCAUACAGACGUGGGAUUUCUGAUUUUGAUUGUGUUCUUUUUCUGUGUGAACAUAGGACAUUGUUUUUCAGUGAUAUAACAUUUAUACCUUUCAAAUUUUUAUUUUGCACCUUGAAAAAUAAAGUUCUGAAGUAUUCUUUAUAAGGUGUAAAUAAUUAGAAAUGAAGACCAUAGUUCUACUAGAAAAAUCUCUAGACCAGCGAUUCUCAGUCUUCCUAAUGCUGAGACCCUUUAACAGUUCCUUAUGGUAUGGUGACCACCAACUGUAAAGUCAUUCUUGUUGCUACUUCAUAACUGUAAUUUCCUACUGUUAUGAAUGAUAAUGUAAAUAUCUGAUAUGCAAGCUAUCUGUUAUGUCAGCCUGAAAGUGUCAUGACCCCAACCAAGGUUGAGAACCGUUGCUCUAGACUGUAACAGGACAGGUAGCACUCACAUGUGAAGUGUGCACUGUGAGGAAAUGGUGAAAUGCUCACUGCUGUCAGGGCCAUACAUUUCCCCAUCGUCUCCAGCUGUCCCUGGACCCUUUGACAUCCCUUUCUCUGGGCCAGAUGCCACCCACCCAUGUUCCCUGAUCUUACAUUGCUUGCACUGUACAUAAACUGAAGCAUGCAGUGUGCUCUUCUCAGAGAGCUCAUUUCACUGCACAUAAUUAUCAUGAGACUGAUGAGGCUGCUAGUAUGUGCCGAGUCUUUUGUGUUGUCUUCUCAGAGCGGAGACAUUUCUUGGAAUAGCUUUGUCCCUUCAGCCACUGAUGGACAUUUGAGUUGCUGCCGUGGUUUUGCCUGUUAAUAAGACUGUUGUGAGCAUUCAGAUACAAGCCUCUGUGUGCACAUAUGCUUCCUUCUCCCUAGGUAAGCAUCAGUGUGAUGUGUCUUGAGUGUGGGAUAUGAUUAGCAUUUACCAGGCGGUGCAGCUAUGUUCCCUCUUAGCUCGGAUGGAUCAGUCUGCUCUAGCAGUGGGUAAGUGGGCCGUCCCGUUCUUUCCAGUGCUGAAUGCUGCUCGGUGUUUCCAUCCUCUUUCACAUUUGCUUGCUUAGUUACUGUGUGUCUGUGUGCAUGUGUGUGUUCAGGAGUCAGGUCUUGCCUUUACCCACGUGGCUUCCAGGGAUUGAAUGUGGGUCAUCAGACUUGGUGUCAAGCCCCCUUACCCACAGAGCCACCUUGCCUGCCCUCCUGGUGUUCACUGCCCCCGCAGGUGUAGACUUGAGGCCGCUUCUGAUCUCAGGUUUCUGGGCUAGGCCUCUCUUCAUACUUCCUGAUAGCUUGCAGAUCCUUCUGAGCUGUCCAAAUCUUUCGGCGUUUUUAAAGGGUAUUCUAUUUUCUUACUUUCUAGCUUGAGAGUUCUUUAUAAGGUUUGGAUACAAGUUCUCAUUAUGAGUCAUGUUUUCCUGCUUUUUUGUGUGUGCCUUAUC
Mus musculus (house mouse) is the source of this 3261-nucleotide messenger RNA. RefSeq names its product SHQ1 homolog (S. cerevisiae) (gene Shq1). The record is from RefSeq and is marked validated. NCBI's taxonomy places the organism in Eukaryota, Metazoa, Chordata, Mammalia, Rodentia, Muridae. The transcript has 11 exons. Bases 97 to 1806 code for a protein of 569 amino acids. Gene Ontology annotation, cellular component: nucleoplasm; cytosol; cytoplasm. Gene Ontology annotation, biological process: box H/ACA snoRNP assembly; protein-RNA complex assembly.